Molecule: messenger RNA, 1812 nt
Organism: Hyphopichia burtonii NRRL Y-1933
Lineage: Eukaryota; Fungi; Ascomycota; Pichiomycetes; Serinales; Debaryomycetaceae
Exons: 1
Coding region: 22-1809 (595 amino acids)
Biological process (GO): regulation of DNA repair; DNA-templated DNA replication
Cellular component (GO): nucleus
Molecular function (GO): ATP hydrolysis activity; enzyme activator activity; single-stranded DNA helicase activity
Source: RefSeq, a predicted model, not a curated record
CUUAAAAUACAUAAUGGAAGUAUGAACGAGAAUGAAGUAAAGAUUCUGAAGAUACGUGAUGGCCUACCGUUAUCUGAAGUGAUUCGUCCGUCGUCUUUGAAAGACUAUAUUGGCCAACAGCAUCUCAUAAACGAUAAUAAUGGAUCAAUCAAAAAUUUUAUAAAAUUAGGCUAUUUACCUUCAAUGAUCAUAUUUGGACCCCCUGGAGUUGGUAAAACUACAAUAGCCAGAAUCUUAUCGCAUGAAACCCAAUACGUUUUUGUUGAAAUAUCAGCAACUGACUCAACUGUUCAAGACUUGAAAAAUCUCUCGAUUGAAAUAUCACUGGAGAAUAAACUACGUGCUUCCAGACAUGAAAUGUUUUUAAAAGUAGCUAUAUUCGUUGAUGAAAUACAUAGGUUGACGAAAACUCAACAAGACUUUUUAUUGCCCUUCAUUGAAGAUGGUAAUUUUGUUUUCAUUGGUGCUACCACCGUUGAUCCUAAAAAAAGAAUUAGAAGAGCUAUUUUAUCAAGGUGUCAGAUGUUUGAAUUAUCCACGCUCAACCAACAGGAAUUGACGUUAAUAAUAAAAAGAGCCAUCUUGUUCGAAAAUAUAAGGAGAAAAUUAACUCAUCAACUACAGUUUUUGCAUUAUGAAGAAAAUUCAUUAUCUAUAUUGAUCCAGUUUGCGAAUGGUGAUACUAGAUCUGUGAUUAAUUUAAUCGAACUAAUUAGUAAUCGUUUCAAUAAUGAUACUUAUAAGAUUGACAAUGGAGGCCUCCCGAUCUCCCUUGACCUGAAUAACUUGAAAUCAGUAGUCGAUACUAUCAUCAAAGUUAAAAGCGGUUUACAAAAUCCGUCCAACAUUCCUUUCUUCAUACAACUAUUCGAUUCAAUGCGAGGUAGGUUUAAAUCAAAAGAUACUCAAGCAGAUUUAAUCAAAUGGACGCCGGUCACUAGAAAAAUAAAUCCACAUAUUGUUUUUAAAAAAUCUGUCCCUGGCUGUUUUAUGGUGAAAAUAAGGUCGAACUAUUUAAAAUCUAAAAUCAAUGAUUCAGAGAUUGAGAGUGAAUUUGAAGAUGAAAAUGACUUUAUCAAAGCCCCUAUAGCAACCCAGAAUCAGAAACAACAAGAGUGGCAAGACCACAUGGUUUAUUCUGAUGACAGUGAUGUUGAACCUUCUUCCAUUUAUUCUGAUGAUGAUGACGAUGUCAAAUUCAUCGAUAUCAAAAAGAUUUCAUCAUCGAAAUUUAAUUCCUUAGCAGCCAUUCAUGCUUUUUUAACCCUUUUGCGAAACGGAGAAAGUCCUAUAUUCAUCUUGAAACAAUUACUACUAUUCCUUGUUUUAUUCGUGAAAUCUGAUAAUUAUGAAAUAAGGAAAACCUUAUCAGUCUUAAAGUCGAUUCAAAUUUCCAAUACUAACAUAACUAAAGUUAUGAGUGAUCUAAUCAUUAGGUUAGCUUCGUUGUCACAUCAUAAUUAUAAACAUUCGAAUUAUCCUUUAACUAUUCUUCGAUGGUUAAAAGAAUUUCAUACGCAAAAUCAAAAAUCAACAGAACUACAAAUUACACUGGGUCCCGAAGAUGAUUGUGAGAUCACAUAUGACCCUUCCUUGGUGAGAAGGCUUUUAUCUGAUAUAGAUGAAGAUGAAGAUGAUCAAAUCCGGGAAGAAUCUGGCUCGAAUUUAGGCACAAUCAAUGUAGAAAGUAUAGAUGAUUUAGAUAAUCUGUUUUAUAUAGGUAUCGAAGAGGGUUAUCAUGUCACACCAGCAACCUUUGAACAUAAUUUUGGCCUUAAUAGCAUGAUUUCUGAGGUUGAUCUUCAUUAAGGA